Eptesicus fuscus (big brown bat) is the source of this 1032-nucleotide messenger RNA. RefSeq names its product pleckstrin homology domain containing J1 (gene PLEKHJ1). Lineage: Eukaryota; Metazoa; Chordata; Mammalia; Chiroptera; Vespertilionidae. The transcript is spliced from 6 exons. Bases 97 to 546 code for a protein of 149 amino acids. Gene Ontology annotation, biological process: receptor recycling; endosome organization; retrograde transport, endosome to Golgi. The record is from RefSeq and is a predicted model, not a curated record. Gene Ontology annotation, cellular component: trans-Golgi network; recycling endosome; early endosome.
CUUUGGAAGCGCUUCCGGGACGGCGCUGUGGAACUUUUUUGGCGCGGCGGCCGGGAACUCGCGGCCCGCACUCAGCGUUCUGGGUCCUGGGCCGCCAUGCGCUACAACGAGAAGGAAUUGCAGGCGCUGUCCCGGCAGCCGGCUGAGCUGGCAGCCGAACUCGGCAUGCGAGGCCCCAAGAAGGGCAGCGUGGUGAAACGGCGGCUGGUGAAGCUGGUAGUCAAUUUCCUCUUCUACUUCCGGACCGACGAGGCCGAGCCCGUCGGAGCUCUACUGCUGGAGCACUGCAGAGUCACCCAGGAAGAGCCCAGCGGCUUCUCCAUCAGUUUCAUUGAGGACCCGGAGAGGAAGUAUCACUUUGAGUGCUACAGCGAGGAGCAGUGUCAGGAGUGGAUGGGAGCUCUUCGUCGAGCCAGCUACGAGUUCAUGCGCAGGAGCCUCAUCUUCUACAGGAACGAGAUCCAGAAGAUGACUGGCAAGGACCCCCUGGAACAGUUCGGCAUAUCGGAGGAGGCCCGGUUCCAGCUGAGUGGCUUGAAGGCAUGAAUCUGGGUUUAGGCUUGGGCUCCUCAGCUUGACUCACUGAGGCCCAAGGAGCCCUCCCUAUCCUCACCGGGCCCUGGGUUUCCUGGCCAAGCCUGGAUUUUUGGAGUGAGGUGUUUUGGCUUCAGUAGUCCCAGGCUGGUGAGGGUGGGCAGAGGCUGCGCCUUGGGACCCAUCAUACUAGUUCAGCACCUCUCAGUGCCACAUGCUGCUGCUCGAGGGCGAGUAUACAACCCCCAGGAGCUGUGCUUGGUUCCUCGGGCUCACCCAUCUAGGGCCUGGUGGGCUCCUGAAGCUGGUGCAGCUCUCUUGCUCUGUGCGGGCUGAAUGUACGAACCUAAUGCUGUGAAGGGAUUGGGAGCCUUGCCUUCUAGGCUGCUGUGAAUUCUGAGGGCCAGGGCCCGGCCAACACCUCUGGGCAGAGCUAGAAGCAUUUGCCCUCGGGCUGGUGUAUUUGUUCUAUUCAAAUAAAGGUACCUCUUUUCCACA